GGACGAAGAGGCCCGAGCUGGAGCCCAGAGGCCACGGACGCGAGUGUCCCAUCCCUGCGAGAGGCGGUGUCGCGGCCCAGACAGGAUCAUUCACGAUACAGCUGUAACUGUUUUCAACAAAGAUCAGUGAUGAAAAUUGUUGUUUUUAACAAGAUACCUCCAAGUUAAACAUGAAAGGAAAAUACUGGAAUCAUUUCUGUUCUGACAAGAUAAGGAAAACAGCAUUUUCCAGCUAACAUGUAAUGGCAGCUUUCUGAGACCGUCCCUUGUCAUGCACCCCACCGGGAACAUGGAUGUUGGCUUUACUCGGUCCUCCGUUCAGACCCUGUCCCGAAGUCACUGCAAAAACAUCAAACAGAAGAUUUCCCAGUGGGAAGGAAGGGCCAACGGUGUAGCUAAGCCAGCUAGGUUUCACCCCAAGGACUUUGGGGUAAGGUAUAAUAACUGCCACCAAGAGGUUCCUCCUCAUAAACGUCCCGCUGGUGACGGAAGCAGCAACUCUCAGAACGGGGCUUUACCCAGGAGUGCAGAUGCCGACAGCCAUGAUCAAAGUGAGCGUGAAGGCCAGCGGCGAGACUCUAAAGACGCCCAUCCCGCAGAAACUGGACCAGACUCCAACCGGGUGUGUGCUCGGGUCAAACAGAUUGAAAGCCAGAGAGAUGUCGCUGUGGGUCCAGAGGCUUCGUUACCUCCAGGAAACUUCUAUACCUCACAGAUACUGUGGAAAAGAUUAGAAGCGCUUCCCCCAGAUAAAGUCUUGAAUUUGGCUUUAGCCCCUUGUGACUCUACAGAGAAAGAACCGAAUUUCAGAGUUCUGGAUAGUUCUUAUGGGAUGACCAAGAGCUUGGAAAAUAUUUAUUGUGAACCCGAGGGGCAGGAAUGUGGACCCUCUAUAAAUCCUUUGCCCAAACCCCGUCGGACAUUCAGGUAUUUAUCUGAAUCUGGCAGUGUGCCAUAUAAAGAAAGAAACUGUGACCAAAAGUACUGUGAAAAGAAUUCCUGUGCGGAGUCUUCUUUGCCUUCUUCUCAGGAUCCUGAGCCAAAGAAAUACGGUGGGAAGAUCAGAGGGAGAUCCAAAAGGAAAUCCUUUGAAUUUGAAGAUAUUCAGCACUUUCGGAACUCACGGAAGAUUCAUGAAGAACUUGGGAAAAAUGCUGGGUCAGCACUUUAUUACACGCAGUCUGAGGAUAAUCUCUACGAGGAUAUUCUAUAUCCAGCCAAGGAAAAUCCCUAUGAAGAUAUUCCAGUGCAGUCUUUCCCCAUUUGGAGAUCCCCUUCAGCAUGGAGGCUGCCACCUGCUAAGACGGCCUUCAGAGCACCCAAGCUUCCUCCAAAGCCCCAGUUUCUUCAGCGGAAGACUAUGGAGCUGAAGAACUCUCAAGCUUACUUGCGAUCAAAGCUCACCAAGGACACCACUUUGCCUGUCACGUUAACGGAAUGGAAGCUUUUCCGAGCUGGAGAAGUGGUUAACAGGAAAAAGAGAAAUCUCCCAAGGCUCGUUUUGAAAAUAAAUGAUACAUUUGAAUCCAAGCGAGGGAAGAAGAGGGUGAAGUUGCAGCCUUACACUGGAAAAGAGGCAGCCUCCUCCAAAGGUGAAACCAGUGGGAACGAGAGUGAUGCAGAGUACCUGCCAAAGAAUCGCCACAAGCGCUUAGCACAGCUGCAGCAGCCCUCCAAGAGGAACCCCCACUACCAGACCUUGGAGCGGGAUCUGAUCGAACUGCAGGAGCAGCAGCUCUUUGAACUCUUCGUGGUGGUGUCUCUGCAGAAGAAGCCAUCAGGGACAAACUACAUUCCCCAGGUCAUACAGCAGUUCCCUAGCAAGGGUGAUCAUGGCUAUAAGCAAUCCAGAGACACUGAAGAGAGACUCAAAGUCAUCCCCAAAUUUUGUUUUCCUGAUUCAAAGGACUGGGUGCCAACCUCAGAACUCAAGAGUGAAACAUUCUCCUUCGUGUUGACUGGCGAAGAUGGAAGUCGGUGGUUUGGUUACUGUAAGAAGCUUUUGCCGGAAGGCAAAGGCAGGCGGCUCCCUGAGGUGUACUGUAUGGUCAGUCGCUUGGGCUGUUUCAAUCUCUUCUCAAAGAUUCUGGAUGAAGUAGAGAAGAGAAGAGAAAUGUCUCCAGCCCUUGUUCACCCGUUCAUGCGAAGUGUCAUGGAAGCCCCUUUCCCAGCUCCCGGGCGCACCAUCACAGUUAAGAGCUACCUCCCUGGGGCUGGAGAUGGGUCCGUAGAACUCUGCCGGCCGCUCGAUUCCCGCCUGGAGCACGUGGAUUUCGAGUGUCUUUUCAAGUGCCUGAGUGUCUGCCGUCUCAUCCGGGUCUGGGCCUCCCUCCUCUUAGAGCGGAGGGUGAUCUUUGUCGCCAACAGCCUGAGCACCCUGUCAAAAUGUGGCCAUGCUGUGGUGGCUACACUCUAUCCAUUCACUUGGCAGCACACCUACAUCCCAGUGUUACCAGUGUCCAUGAUUGACAUAGUGUGCUCUCCCACUCCAUUCCUCAUUGGAAUCUUGUCUUGUUCCUUACCCCAACUCCAGGACCUUCCCAUUGAAGAGGUGCUGAUAGUUGAUCUGUGUGCAGACAAGUUCCUGCAGGAGGUGUCCGAUGAGGAUGACAUCCUGCCACCUAAACUUCAAGCUGCCUUGGUACAGAUUUUAGAAGACCGAAAGGAAGUCUUGGCCCAGGAACAGCAGUUUUCACAAGAUGUGACACUCAAUUCUCUGGUGUCUGAAGCAUUUGUAAGGUUUUUUGUGGAGCUUGUAGGACAUUAUUCUCUGAAUAUGACUGUCACAGAACGUGGGGAGCGUGUGUUCCAGAGGGAGCCAUUCCGAAAGUCCCACACUUCCCGAAGUGUCCGCCAUUUUCUAGAUCUCUUCAUGGAGACGCAGAUGUUUGCAGGAUUUGUUCAAGACCGGGAGCUUCGGCAAAGCGGAGUUAAAGGUUUAUUUGAAGUCCGGGCUCUCCAGUAUUUGGAAACAAUUCCUGAGUCGGAACCCAGUGGGGUGAAUAGAAUUUUGCGGAGUCUUGGAAGCAAAAUGAGAUUUCUCCACAAGAAGUGACUCUGCCUUCAUCCUAAACAUAACUGAAAGUGCCAAAGAGAGCAUCCCUCCAAGGGCCUGGUGCCUGGAGUCAGUCCCACGGAGUCCUUGAGAGUGUACAAGGAGAAAGGCGUCAGAGGAGGUCUCUCCUGCUGCUGCUGCUGCUGCAGGCAAGCUGGGAGCAGUCUAAACCAGUGUGCUCUCUUCUGCUUCGAAUCUGGGGACUUUUCUUUUGGUUGGUUGGCUUAGGUUUUUUUUGUUUGUUUGUUUUGUUUUUGAGACAGGGUCUCUCUGUGUAUCCUUGGCUGUCCUGGAACUCAUUCUGUAGACUAGGCUGGCCUUAAACUCAGAGAUCUGCCUGCCUCUGCCUCCUGAGUGCUGGGUUUAAAGGCAGGUAUCACCACUCCUGGCCAAGUUGUUUUUACUGUGGUGUUUUCUUUUCUCUUUGGUUAUUGGUGGUUACAAGAAGCUCUGUUUUGUGCUUAGUCUAUGAAAGCAGUUGUCUUUUAUGAGAAAAAGACUUGGAGACACUUGGUGUUGCUUGUUUUUUUAUUUGUUUGUUGUUUUUUGGUUUUUUGAGACAGGGUUUCUCUGUGUAGCUUUGGAGCCUGUCCUGGAACUCUGUAGACCAGGCUGGCCUCGAACUCACAGAGAUCUGCCUGCCUCUACCUCCCGAGCUCUGGGAUUAAAGGCGUGUACCACCAUCCCCAGGCUGGUGUUGCAUGUGUUAAAAACAAUGCCAAGAUGAGAAUAAUGAGAAAAAUGCUGAGUGUCAGGACUGGAGAGGCUCGGUAGAAAUGGAGGACACUACGAUUACACCUUACACGCUUCUCAGCAGGAAAGCAUCCAGUUGCUUUAAUUCCAGUGUUUUCACCAUUGAUAUCACCCUUUUGUCCCACGGCCUAUCUUGGAGAAUGUCACUCAUGUUAGAACCUUAAGAAAGCAGAAUCCAUGCCGAUCCUCCUCAGAACACGUCCUGCUGGAAUAGCUUGCCCCUCACCUGUCAGCAUUUUUAUGCUUUGUGGAAUACAGCCAAUAUGAAAAUGUCCUUUUAAGGACAGAAGCUACCUGUUCGUUGGCUUUUGGUGCCACAGUUUGCUGCACUAUGAUACAUUUACAUAUGUCAUUUUAUUCAAGCUUUCGAUCAGCUUCAUAAUAUUUUGCAAGAAACUGGAGUUCAGAGAGGUUAAGUAAUUUGGCUAGUUAUACACUCAAGGUAGAACUAAGCCAAACCACUUGACUUAGGAACACAGAGGAAGCUAGUUAGUCCUGCAGAUGGAAACUUGGGCUCUUUAGUGUUAUAGCAGUGUUUAAAGUUCUCCAUGGAGUAUAGCAGAGCCACCUCCAGGCUUUGAUGAGACUUCAAGCUCUGGGGGUCUAGAUGAGACCCUGUUUCCUUUGCUUUGUUUUGGGUGCUGGGAACCCAGGGCCUUAUGUGUGCUCUGCCACACUAAUUAUUUUUCCGUUGUUGUGUUUUUAUUCUAAUUAGACUCAGAGUAUUUCCUAAGCCUAUACCUCUUCAUCAACCAGACGCUGAAAAUCUAAUGUUUGAGCAGUGCCUGGGAAAAAGGAGUUUUAUCAGUGAAGGUGCAAUUUUCAUUGAUAAAUGAUAAAUGUUGUGGCAAAUGUCAGUUUUCUUUAAGCUUUGCUAAUGGUGUUACCUAGCGUGGAAAAGAUUCAUUGAGACUUAGAAAGUGUUGUACAUUGUAUUGGGAUACAUUUGACUGACUUGUACAGUACUGUCAUUAUUACCCAUUCAAGUGUGUCUGAAUGAAUCCAUGGAAGACUGGUGCUGUGCAAUAUAGUUCCCAGAUGUGGGUCCAGGGAAAAGAGCUGAGCCUGUGUCUUAAAGUGCUGGUGCCAUUUACCACGGUGGCCCUCUUCUCAGACAUCUCCCCAUUUGGUCUUUUCUUACACUCCAAUCCUGAAGGAACAGUUUGUAUCAGUUGUUUAUAAGAUGGGAAUAGGAGUGUUUACUGUGGUUGGUCAUGGCCGUUCCUCUGCAGGGAGACUGUGCUUUGGGGGAUGAGAGUCUUACCUUCUUACAAUCUAAAGCUGCUUCCUUUCCUUGAGUUUGUUGUAUUUUGUAAAAUAUUGUGAAUUCUGAAUAUGUUUGUAAAAAGAACUGUUCAAGAUUUCUAUCAAAUGUUUACAGGUCUUUUAAUGAAUAAAGGCAUUUUAAAAAUUC
This is a messenger RNA of Peromyscus californicus insignis, 5222 nucleotides long. It is a transcript of the gene Dennd2c, whose product is annotated as DENN domain containing 2C. Bases 272 to 3055 code for a protein of 927 amino acids. The record is from RefSeq and is a predicted model, not a curated record. The transcript is spliced from 19 exons. Lineage: Eukaryota; Metazoa; Chordata; Mammalia; Rodentia; Cricetidae.